This is a messenger RNA of Topomyia yanbarensis, 848 nucleotides long. RefSeq names its product co-chaperone protein HscB homolog (gene Hsc20). The transcript is spliced from 2 exons. Bases 172 to 843 code for a protein of 223 amino acids. Gene Ontology annotation, cellular component: mitochondrion. The record is from RefSeq and is a predicted model, not a curated record. Lineage: Eukaryota; Metazoa; Arthropoda; Insecta; Diptera; Culicidae. Gene Ontology annotation, molecular function: ATPase activator activity; protein-folding chaperone binding. Gene Ontology annotation, biological process: protein complex oligomerization; [2Fe-2S] cluster assembly.
ACCUCAGACAAGAACGUCAUAACGUUUUCAAUAUCAGCUGUUACCUAUUUAUAAACAAACUUUAAAUCAUUGUGUAAUUUUUAGUGAAUGUAAUUUGUAAUUUAUUAAUCGAACGACGGCCUGGUGGAUUAAAGUUUUAUCGGGACAAGGAGAAAGUUAUAGACCCUCGGAAUGAUAAAAUCAAUCGUACAGAAUAUCUUCACGAUAAGAUCUGUACAAAGAACUAUGGUCAAUGCAUACUGCUUAAGCACAAAUAUCUGCUGGAGUUGCAACAAACCUUUGGUGAAAACGAACAAAUUUUUCUGUGUUUCAUGUGGCUCGCUACAAAAGGUUGAAAAUGAGGACUUUUUCAAUUUACUAGAUGUUCCUAAGACAUUCGCGGUAAACAUGUCGGUGUUAUCGACAAACUUUCGAAGGUUACAAAGCAUUUUGCAUCCUGAUAAAUUCAGUCAGAAGUCAGACAAGGAAAAAUUGAACUCUCUCGAGUGGAGCUCACUAGUCAACAAAGCGUAUAAAACUUUGAAUGUACCUCUAGAACGUGCAACGUAUAUUUUACAUCAAAAGGGAAUCCUAAUCGAUGAAGAAAAUACUUCUGUCGAUCCUGAGUUUUUAUCGGAUAUGAUGGACAUAAAUGAACAGGUGGAAGCAGCUGAGAACGUGGCCGAGCUAGAAGCAAUUGCUUCGAAUUUAAACAGUGAUGUCGAUCAUCUCUACACUGUGUUAUACGAAUAUUUUGAUACAAAUGAUUUAGAUAAAGCAAAAUCAACUCUAGUUCGGUUAAAAUAUUUGCUGAACAUUGAUGGAGUUAUAAAAGAAAAGCUGUUGAAAUAUAAGUUGCAGUAAUUGCA